AUGGUACCUUCCUGUCAUCCACAGACAGGCAAGAACCCUCAAGGUCUCCCUUCCCCUCCAGUUUCAGUCCCCUUUUCCUCCCUCUCCUCCCCUUAUCCUCCUCUUAACCUCCUAGGCAUGAUCAGCUCUAACGUGCUGUGCUGGGCCUGUCUUGUCCAACAUCGCAAAUCGGGAUCCACACUGCCUCUCCUCUGGAGAGCUUCAAGGAGCCCGCGGCUCUCUCUGCUCUCCGUUGCUUCAACCAUCCCAGUGGGAGUUAGUGGGAUUUGGGAGGGGGGGGUAGAGGGGGGAAGUGAGGGAAUGGGGGGAGUGAGUGGAGGGCUUGGCUUGCGUUUCCUGCCAAGCGCGUUUGCUAGCCUUACCCACACGUGUCCUCGCUUCAUCGUCCUUACCACCCCUCCCGCCCCUCCCGCCCCUCCCCACCCUUUCCCACCCCUCCCACCCCUCCCCAUCCCUCCCCACCCCUCCCAUCCCUCGCCUCCCUUUUCCACCCCCCUGUGCUUGCAGCCGCAUGCAUGGCGCACAUGGGGUGGCAUGGCGCACAUGGGGUGGCAUGGAGCACAUGGGGUGGCAUGGCGCACAUGGGGUGGCAUGGCGCACAUGGGGUGGCAUGGCGCACAUGGGGUGGCAUGGCGCACAUGGGGUGGCAUGGCGCACAUGGGGUGGCAUGGAGCACAUGGGGUGGCAUGGAGCACAUGGGGUGGCAUGGAGCACAUGGGGUGGCAUGGAGCACAUGGGGUGGCAUGGCGCACAUGGGGUGGCAUGCAGCACAUGGGGUGGCAUGGAGCACAUGGGGUGGCAUGCGGCACAUGGGGUGGCAUGCAGCACAUGGGGUGGCAUGGAGCACAUGGGGUGGCAUGGAGCACAUGGGGUGGCAUGGCGCACAUGGGGUGGCAUGCAGCACAUGGGGUGGCAUGCAGCACAUGGGGUGGCAUGGCGCACAUGGGGUGGCAUGCAGCACAUGGGGUGGCAUGCAGCACAUGGGGUGGCAUGGCGCACAUGGGGUGGCAUGCAGCACAUGGGGUGGCAUGCAGCACAUGGGGUGGCAUGGAGCACAUGGGGUGGCAUGGAGCACAUGGGGUGGCAUGGAGCACAUGGGGUGGCAUGGAGCACAUGGGGUGGCAUGGAGCACAUGGGGUGGCAUGGAGCACAUGGGGUGGCAUGGAGCACAUGGGGUUGCAUGGAGCACAUGGGGUGGCAUGGAGCACAUGGGGUGGCAUGCAGCACAUGGGGUGGCAUGCAGCACAUGGGGUGGCAUGCAGCACAUGGGGUGGCAUGGCGCAAAUGGGGUGGCAUGGCGCACAUGGGGUGGCAUGGAGCACAUGGGGUGGCAUGGAGCACAUGGGGUGGCAUGGAGCACAUGGGGUGGCAUGGAGCACAUGGGGUGGCAUGGCGCACAUGGGGUGGCAUGCAGCACAUGGGGUGGCAUGCAGCACAUGGGGUGGCAUGCAGCACAUGGGGUGGCAUGCAGCACAUGGGGUGGCAUGGAGCACAUGGGGUGGCAUGCAGCACAUGGGUGGCAUGGAGCACAUGGGGAUGAGCACAUGGGGUGGCAUGGAGCACAUGGGGUGGCAUGGAGCACAUGGGGUCGCAUGGAGCACAUGGGGUGGCAUGGAGCACAUGGGGUGGCAUGGAGCACAUGGGGUGGCAUGGAGCACAUGGGGUGGCAGCACAUGGGGUGGCAUGCAGCACAUGGGGUGGCAUGCAGCACAUGGGGUGGCAUGGCGCAAAUGGGGUGGCAUGGCGCCCAUGGGGUGGCAUGCAGCACAUGGGGUGGCAUGGAGCACAUGGGGUGGCAUGGAGCACAUGGGGUUGCAUGGAGCACAUGGGGUGGCAUGCAGCACAUUGGGGUGGCAUGCAGCACAUGGGGUGGCACGGAGCACAUGGGGUGGCAUGGAGCACAUGGGGUGGCAUGCGGCACAUGGGGUGGCAUGCAGCACAUGGGGUGGCAUGCAGCACAUGGGGUGGCAUGGAGCACAUGGGGUGGCAUGGAGCACAUGGGGUGGCAUGGCGCACAUGGGGUGGCAUGCAGCACAUGGGGUGGCAUGCAGCACAUGGGGUGGCAUGGCGCACAUGGGGUGGCAUGCAGCACAUGGGGUGGCAUGCAGCACAUGGGGUGGCAUGGCGCACAUGGGGUGGCAUGCAGCACAUGGGGUGGCAUGCAGCACAUGGGGUGGCAUGGAGCACAUGGGGUGGCAUGGAGCACAUGGGGUGGCAUGGAGCACAUGGGGUGGCAUGGAGCACAUGGGGUGGCAUGGAGCACAUGGGGUGGCAUGGAGCACAUGGGGUGGCAUGGAGCACAUGGGGUUGCAUGGAGCACAUGGGGUGGCAUGGAGCACAUGGGGUGGCAUGGAGCACAUGGGGUGGCAUGCAGCACAUGGGGUGGCAUGCAGCACAUGGGGUGGCAUGCAGCACAUGGGGUGGCAUGGCGCAAAUGGGGUGGCAUGGCGCACAUGGGGUGGCAUGGAGCACAUGGGGUGGCAUGAAGCACAUCGGGUGGCAUGGAGCACAUGGGGUGGCAUGGAGCACAUGGGGUGGCAUGGCGCACAUGGGGUGGCAUGCAGCACAUGGGGUGGCAUGCAGCACAUGGGGUGGCAUGCAGCACAUGGGGUGGCAUGCAGCACAUGGGGUGGCAUGGAGCACAUGGGGUGGCAUGCAGCACAUGGGGUGGCAUGCAGCACAUGGGGUGGCAUGGAGCACAUGGGGUGGCAUGGAGCACAUGGGGUGGCAUGGAGCACAUGGGGUCGCAUGGAGCACAUGGGGUGGCAUGGAGCACAUGGGGUGGCAUGGAGCACAUGGGGUGGCAUGGAGCACAUGGGGUGGCACGGAGCACAUGGGGUGGCAUGCAGCACAUGGGGUGGCAUGCAGCACAUGGGGUGGCAUGGCGCAAAUGGGGUGGCAUGGCGCACAUGGGGUGGCAUGCAGCACAUGGGGUGGCAUGGAGCACAUGGGGUGGCAUGGAGCACAUGGGGUUGCAUGGAGCACAUGGGGUGGCAUGCAGCACAUGGGGUGGCAUGCAGCACAUGGGGUGGCACGGAGCACAUGGGGUGGCAUGGAGCACAUGGGGUGGCAUGGAGCACAUGGGGUUGCAUGCAGCACAUGGGGUGGCAUGCAGCACAUGGGGUGGCAUGGCGCAAAUGGGGUGGCAUGGCGCACAUGGGGUGGCAUGCAGCACAUGGGGUGGCAUGGAGCACAUGGGGUGGCAUGGAGCACAUGGGGUGGCAUGGAGCACAUGGGGUGGCAUGGAGCACAUGGGGUUGCAUGGAGCACAUGGGUUGGCAUGGAGCACAUGGGGUUGCAUGGAGCACAUGGGGUGGCAUGGAGCACAUGGGGUGGCAUGGAGCACAUGGGGUGGCAUGGAGCACAUGGGGUGGCAUGGAGCACAUGGGGUGGCAUGGAGCACAUGGGGUGGCAUGGAGCAGAGCAAUUAGGCCACCCGUGCGAACAGACAUCAGCAGCCUAGGCCCGGCCCAGGACUCACUCCCUGACUCUGCCCUCCUCUGCCCCUCUUCAUUUCACCCUCCUAAAGACCCAACCGAAUUUCCUCUUCCCUCCGUCCCUCUCGGUUUCCCUUUCCCUCUGUCCCUUCCCCAUUUCCCCUUCCCUCUGUCCCUUCCCCAUUUCCCCUUCCCUGUGUCCCUCGCCAUUUCCCCUUUCCCCUGUCACUCCAUAUUUCCCCUUCCCCCAGUCGCUCAGCAUUUCCCCUGGUCCCUUACCAACCCCAUUUCCCCUUCCUUCUGUCCCUUCCCCAUUUCCCCUUCCUUCUGUCCCUUCCCCAUUUCCCCUUCCUUCUGUCCCUUCCCCAUUUCCCCUUCCCUUCUGUCCCUUCCCCAUUUCCCCUUCCCUCUGUCCCUUCCCCAUUUCCCCUUCCCUCUGUCCCUUCCCCAUUUCCCCUUCCCUCUGUCCCUUCCCCAUUUCCCCUUUUUUCUGUCCCUUCCCCAUUUCCCCUUCCCUCUGUCCCUUCCCCAUUUCCCCUUCCCUCUGUCCCUCGCCAUUUCCCCUUCCCUCUGUCCCUUCCCCAUUUCCCCUUCCCUCUGUCCCUUCCCCAUUUCCCCUUCCUUCUGUCCCUUCCCCAUUUCCCCUUCCUUCUGUCCCUUCCCCAUUUCCCCUUCCUUCUGUCCCUUCCCCAUUUCCCCUACCCCCUGUCCCUCCCCAUUUCCCUUUUUCCCUGUGUGUCACUCCCCAUUCCCCCUUCCCUUUGCCCCUCUUCCUUUCACCCUCCGAAAGUACCAACCCCAUUUCCCCUUCCUUCUGUCCCUUCCCCAUUUCCCCUUCCUUCUGUCCCUUCCCCAUUUCCCCUUCCUUCUGUCCCUUCCCCAUUUCCCCUUCCCUCUGUCCCUCGCCAUUUCCCCUUCCCUCUGUCCCUUCCCCAUUUCCCCUUCCUUCUGUCCCUUCCCCAUUUCCCCUUCCUUCUGUCCCUUCCCCAUUUCCCCUUCCUUCUGUCCCUUCCCCAUUUCCCCUUCCUUCUGUCCCUUCCCCAUUUCCCCUUCCUUCUGUCCCUUCCCCAUUUCCCCUUCCUUCUGUCCCUUCCCCAUUUCCCCUUCCUUCUGUCCCUUCCCCAUUUCCCCUUCCCUUCUGUCCCUUCCCCAUUUCCCCUUCCCUCUGUCCCUUCCCCAUUUCCCCUUCCCUCUGUCCCUUCCCCAUUUCCCCUUCCCUCUGUCCCUUCCCCAUUUCCCCUUUUUUCUGUCCCUUCCCCAUUUCCCCUUCCUUCUGUCCCUUCCCCAUUUCCCCUUCCCUCUGUCCCUCGCCAUUUCCCCUUCCCUCUGUUCCUUCUACAUUUCCCCUUCCCUCUGUCCCUUCCCCAUUUCCCCUUCCUUCUGUCCCUUCCCCAUUUCCCCUUCCUUCUGUCCCUUCCCCAUCUCCCCUUCCUCCCUUCCCCAUUUCCCCUUCCUUCUGUCCCUUCCCCAUUUCCCCUUCCUUCUGUCUCUUUCCCAUUUCCCCUUCCCCAUUUCCCCAUUUCGCCGUGUGGGGAGAUAUCACCUGAGGAUAUGGAGGGGGAAAGCCGGGCAGGGGAUGGGGGGAAGCAGGGAAGGGGAUGGGGGGAAGCAGGGAAGGGGAUGGGGGGAAGCAGGGUGGGGGAGGGGGGGAAUUAGGGCGUGCACGAGAGAGGAGGGGUACAUGGCCUGCUGUCCCUCCCCCUCUGUUCCUCCCCCUCUGUCCUUAGCCUGCUGUCUCUCCCCCUCUGUCCUUAGCCUGCUGUCUCUCCCCCUCUGUCCUUCCCCUUCUGCCUCUCCCAAUCUGUCCUUCCCCCUCUGUCUCUCCCCCUGUGUCCUUGCCCCUUUGUCUCUCCCACUCGGUCCUGGGAGACGAGGCGAAGGCGACGAGGAGACUCAGGAAAAUUGA
Molecule: messenger RNA, 5343 nt
Organism: Closterium sp. NIES-65
Lineage: Eukaryota; Viridiplantae; Streptophyta; Zygnematophyceae; Desmidiales; Closteriaceae
Source: the annotation of a GenBank genome assembly